This is a messenger RNA of Strongylocentrotus purpuratus (purple sea urchin), 521 nucleotides long. RefSeq names its product A-agglutinin anchorage subunit-like. Lineage: Eukaryota; Metazoa; Echinodermata; Echinoidea; Camarodonta; Strongylocentrotidae. The transcript has 3 exons. The record is from RefSeq and is a predicted model, not a curated record. Bases 45 to 320 code for a protein of 91 amino acids.
CGGAGGAAGCGACGAACAAGCCUACGACGAGCCCUUCGACUACGAUGACGGAACGCUCAGACACAACGACAUCUCAAAGCACCACUACCUCUGAGUCAGUGGAAUCAUCGACUACGGACGUGGCGACCAAGACAUCUACGAGGCCUAUGACCACGGUGUCAGCCACAACGACAUCGCCAGAAACCACCGCCUCCAAGUCAGCAGAAUUAUCGACUACGGACGCGACGGGCAAGCCCAUGACGAGCCCUACGACCACGAUAUCAGACACAACAACAUCGCAAGACACCAUCACAUCCAGUAAGUAUGCUUUUGAUCUUUAAUAUAAUUUGUCUAGCCACUACCCCCUUCUCUCUCUUUCUCUCUCCUUCUCUCUCUCUCUCUUCCUCUCUCUAUCCCGUCCCCUUCACCACCCGUCUCCUUCUACUGGCCACCUAACCUCCACCCCUCCCCUUUUCUCUCUCUUCAUCUCUCUUUUAGUCUUUAUCUGACUCUGAGUAAGAGAAACAAUGCAAUAAAUUCAG